This is a messenger RNA of Ostertagia ostertagi, 339 nucleotides long. NCBI's taxonomy places the organism in Eukaryota, Metazoa, Nematoda, Chromadorea, Rhabditida, Trichostrongylidae. The record is from the annotation of a GenBank genome assembly.
AUGACGUCGUCCUCCUCCUCAUCGCGAACCAAGCGUGCGACCACGACCUCAUCACUGUCAAAUGAACAAGAGGCUGAUGAUAUGCUCAGCAUGUAUGACCUACUAUUGGAGAAAAAUCAACAAAUCGUUGCCGUAUAUCUUCUGAACAUUCAAGAUUUCCUUAGCACAUUUUGCAUUCAGUUGGAUGAAACGUCGUCGCGUAUUAUGAGCGCAAAGGGUAAUGGAUACACAACAAUACAAGCGCAAAGUCUUGUGCCAGGUGCGCAGAAUUUUUCGAACUCAUCGUAUACAAUAGCUGGAGAGAUUACAAAAGUGGUUGAGGAGGGCAAGCCCAGAUAA